Messenger RNA from Drosophila novamexicana, 1328 nucleotides. RefSeq names its product probable isocitrate dehydrogenase [NAD] subunit alpha, mitochondrial (gene Idh3a). Gene Ontology annotation, cellular component: mitochondrion. Lineage: Eukaryota; Metazoa; Arthropoda; Insecta; Diptera; Drosophilidae. The record is from RefSeq and is a predicted model, not a curated record. Gene Ontology annotation, molecular function: isocitrate dehydrogenase (NAD+) activity; NAD binding; magnesium ion binding. The transcript has 6 exons. Bases 108 to 1253 code for a protein of 381 amino acids. Gene Ontology annotation, biological process: tricarboxylic acid cycle; isocitrate metabolic process.
CGCUAGGUGGCGAUACAGCGGGCGCAAAGUAAAGUCUCAGACGUGCGAGUGGUCGAAUUUUUUUCUAUACGUGAAAUAACCGAGUGCAAAUAUCCAAACGCAACGCAAUGGCUGCUAGAUUUAUACAGAGAAUUCUCAAGCAAUUGGGUUUUCAGGCUGCGCGUGAUGCGGCGCCAGAGUCAACGGCCUUGGCCGGAGCAACAUUUAAAGCCAAGAUCAACACAACGCCCGCUGCCAGCCGCGGCUAUGCGUCCGGCGUCAGAAAGGUAACGCUUAUACCCGGCGAUGGCAUUGGUCCAGAGAUCUCUGCUGCUGUGCAAAAGAUUUUCACUGCCGCCAAAGUGCCCAUCGAAUGGGAGGCUGUCGAUGUGACGCCCGUCCGUGGUCCCGAUGGCAAAUUCGGCAUUCCCCAGGCGGCCAUCGAUUCGGUUAACACCAACAAGAUUGGCCUCAAGGGUCCACUAAUGACGCCCGUGGGCAAGGGCCAUCGCUCACUGAACCUGGCAUUGCGCAAGGAGUUCAAUCUGUACGCCAAUGUGCGUCCCUGCCGCAGUCUGGUUGGCUACAAGACGCUCUACGAUGAUGUCGAUGUGGUCACCAUUCGCGAGAACACCGAGGGCGAGUAUUCUGGCAUCGAGCACGAGAUUGUCGAUGGCGUUGUCCAGAGCAUCAAGCUAAUCACCGAGGAUGCCUCCAGGCGUGUGGCCGAAUACGCCUUCCAAUAUGCCAAAAACAACAAUCGCAAGAAGGUGACCGUCGUGCACAAGGCGAACAUUAUGCGCAUGUCGGACGGCCUGUUCCUGCGUUGUGUGCGCGAAACGGCGCAAAAGUAUCCCGAAAUUCAGUUCGAGGAGCGCUACUUGGACACGGUGUGCCUGAACAUGGUCCAGAAUCCCGGCAAAUACGAUGUGCUGGUCAUGCCCAAUCUGUAUGGUGAUAUUCUGUCUGAUAUGUGCGCCGGUCUGGUCGGCGGUCUGGGCCUGACGCCAUCGGGCAACAUGGGUCUGAAUGGUGCUCUGUUCGAGUCUGUGCACGGCACAGCGCCCGAUAUCGCCGGCAAGGAUCUGGCCAAUCCCACAGCACUGCUGCUCUCGGCGGUGAUGAUGCUGCGCCACAUGGAGCUCAAUUCGUAUGCCGAUAAAAUUGAGGCAGCCGCCUUUGCCGUCAUCGCGGAAGGCAAAUAUCUAACUGGUGAUCUUGGCGGCAAGGCCAAGUGUUCCGAGUUCACAAACGAGAUCUGCUCCAAGCUAUAAAUUUGGCCCAGCAGCCAGCACACGCCGACGCAGUCGUUCAGAGUGUUUUAACAGAAGCAACAACAACAACAACAA